CUUGUUUAUUCCGCAGGCCUUGACGAGCACGGCUUGCUUCCUUCUACUGCCCCCUGAAUCUCAUCUGAAGCACACUGACAAUGAAACAGUUGUCCAACCCAAGCCAGUUCUGAAGCUCAUCUUUCGCUAAAUCCAGCACCAACCCAAUUUUCAAUUUCCAGAUCCGGGGCUGAAGAAGAUGGCACCACCCACGAAACUAUCUGGAAUUUGCUCUCUGCUGAUGGGUCUUCUCUUUGCCUACUCUGCAUCUGUUCAACUAGAUGAUCCAGAUUGGUACUUCUGGUUGCCUCUGUAUUCCUUUGCCUGCCUCGUGAACCUGGCGAGCCUGGUCUUCUUCGCGUCCAAACUGGUCCCAAGCAUUGGGAAGCUGGCGCUUUUGCUCGGGCUGUUUCUGUUCAUGAAGGUGGUGGUGGAGGACUAUAGGCACGAAAUCGCCGGUUUCUGGUCGCUGGACAUGAGGGAGAGAGUUGUGAGAGAGAAAUUCGGGAGCGGGCUGGUUGUGUUCUCCAUGUUUCUGCAUCUUCAAUCCACAUCCAAUGAAAAGGGUCUCUUUACGAGGAAGGAUGUAGGAGUUGCCAAACGUAUUGAACUUGGACAGAUGAUCUUGGUGGGCAUUGGUUACGGGCUGUCCUUGGUCUUCUUUGCAUUCCACAAGGACGAAAUGAAGUUUUGACUGAAUGAAUCUCGAAGGGAUCAUGUAAAAACCCAGAGAUGGUCAUAUUUGUGUCUUAUCAGUGUGAGCGCGAGAGAUCUUCAAUUUUCACUGUUUGAUAUGUAUCUACAACCUUCGGUUUGCAAGGGGAAGGAUUUGUAAUUCAUCUUCUGACAUGAAUGCCAGCACGAUCCAU
Messenger RNA from Eucalyptus grandis, 848 nucleotides. RefSeq lists its product as uncharacterized. The coding region runs from base 179 to 673 and encodes 164 amino acids. The transcript is spliced from 3 exons. Lineage: Eukaryota; Viridiplantae; Streptophyta; Magnoliopsida; Myrtales; Myrtaceae. The record is from RefSeq and is a predicted model, not a curated record.